Astyanax mexicanus (Mexican tetra) is the source of this 2374-nucleotide messenger RNA. RefSeq lists its product as uncharacterized. NCBI's taxonomy places the organism in Eukaryota, Metazoa, Chordata, Actinopteri, Characiformes, Acestrorhamphidae. Bases 280 to 885 code for a protein of 201 amino acids. The transcript is spliced from 4 exons. Gene Ontology annotation, biological process: response to bacterium. The record is from RefSeq and is a predicted model, not a curated record.
AAAAUGUAAGAGAUUCAGAGUCUGUCCCUGGAAGCUGAGCGGUGUGCGAAUCGUGAGGCUUCAGGUAGGCUCUCCAGGAGCCUCCUGUUAAUAAACUGUUUUUUUUUGUUGUUGUUUUGAGAGAAUCUAAGACUCCUGUUGAACCUUCCUUAACUGCAGUAUAUGGAUAAUUAUUUCGGUUUGUAUGCAACACGUGACACAACCUCUUUUUUUGUUUUUUUUCUAAAGAGAGAUUAUCAGUUUAUUAGACAUUAGUGUCUCACUUGUUGAAGAGGAACAAUGAUGAUCACUGUCGUUAUCUCUCUUUGUCUUUUUGUAACGGUAAAACCGUAUCCAGAUGGUCUUCAAGUGCAAACAGAGAAGAUUGGAGAAAAUGUUACAAUAAAAUGUGAGGAGAGCUUCAUCAAAGACAACCAUCAGUUUAGUUAUGCUUGGUAUAAGCAGAGUUAUGGAAAGCUGCCUCAGCCUGUUGUGAGAUUAGUUAACAAUAAUUUAAACGUCAGAUACAAUCGACAAUUUCAACAGCGCUUUACUGCGACUCUGAAAGGAGAUCAGUUUGUUCUCAACAUUAAUGAAACUGUAGAAGAAGAUUCUGGAACAUAUUUCUGUGUGAGAGUGAAGACUGAUGUUACAGAGUUUGGAUCUGGAACACUUCUGUUCUUUAAUGAAGAAAAGUCUCAGAAGGGAACUCUGACUGAACUAAAGGUGAAAAGUGGAAAAUCUGCAGGUUCACUCCAGUGUUCAGUACUAAUGGCUACUUUAAGCUGUUCAGGAGAUCACAGUGUGUACUGGUUCAGACCCGACUCAGGAGAACCUCGUCCAGGAAUCAUCUUCACUCAUGGAAACUUCAGCAGUCAGUGUGCAGGGAGUUCUGAGGAAGGAUGAAGACACAGAUGCCUUGAACUACGCAGCGAUACAAUUCAGAAACAAGCCGCCUCCCUCUAGAACACCCAGAUCUCCUCCCUCCAGAACACCCAGAGUCCAGGAAAGUCAAGAUAUUUAUUCCCAAGUCAAAGUGCGAUAGAGAAUGGGAAAUUAACUUUAAUUCAUAUAUAUAUAUAUAUAUAUAUAUAUAUAUAUAUAUAUAUAUAUAUGCACUGGAUAUUGGAAUAAAUAAUUUUUUGUUACUAAUCGAUAUUUAAAUUUAAAUAAAGUAAUCCAUUUUAGAUUCAAUAGAUUCAAUUAUAUGUGAGUGGUACAUGUGAGUUGUGUCAAUCACUUACAAAAUUCCUUGUAUCAAUUACAGCUUUAGGUCAUAUAUCAGCAUAAAUAAAAAUGAUCUACCUUCUAAUCACAGUUAAUCACAUAUUUCCUUUUUUAUUAGGAGUAUGUUUUAAAAAUGGAUAUUUAUAUCUAAAUAAAAUUAUCCAUUUUGGAUUAAAUUCAUUUUAUUCUAUAAAUAUUUUACACCAUAUAUUUGAAAUCUUAUUUGACAAAGUUCUACAAAACUCAUGUGCGUUCAUCUAACUAAUAGUGAAGUAAAUGCAUGUUUAAAAUGUUGCUUUCAACAUAUUUGAAAUAAUAUCAGAAGUAUUGUCAGUUCAUUACACUGUAUCUGAUUUCAGGGUUUAGAAACAGAUUUCUUGUAUUCUACAGUGAUUAUCAGCUUAUCAGUUACUUUCUGUGUUAACUGAAAGUCAAUUAAAGGAAUGUGACAAAAGUCAUCGGAUAGCAGUUUGUAAAUGGAUGAUGAAAUGUUAAAUCAGGGGAUGGCUUGGGAAAUGCCCACACCUGUGUAGGUUGUGAUGUUUGUUGUGAUCUUGUGAAUGAUGCUGAACACUGAGCUGUGAGUUUAUGAAUGAUCAGAGUUAAUGCGAGGUCUGAUAGUGGAUAAAAGUGAGAUAGAUGGGACUUUAUUUUGAAGACAUUUUUCAGGCUUUUAAAUUCCUCAAUCCAUAGCAUCACUUGGAGUUGUACUGGGAAUACUUCCAAAAUAGGCAUUACCACCCACAGUGGACAGAGCAGUUGGUUGUAAUGAUCUUGGUUGGCGAUGUCUGAUGUCUAGGACUGUUCAUGCAUUCAGACAAGAGACAACCAUACACAGUUAAUGCAGGAGACCACACACACACACACACACAUCCUGCACAUCAGUGUAGUGUUCCUUUGCCUCCACUGGACAUGGUUAAAUGACAUGAUACUAGCUCUGGUUUAAUGACUUCUGGCACGUUAAUGUAUAUACUGCUAGUGUUUGUAAUCUACUAAUCCAUGUACUACACACAUGUAUCAGUAUCAUAAUGCUAUUGAAAUUUUAUCUUUGUUUGAAAUAAGUUUUUUUAAUAUAUGUUCUUGUGUUGCUAAUAAAUAUAUGAUAAACCAUGAAGUGCAAUGAGCAUUUGUUACAGACAAAUAAAUAGAAUAUCUGUGUGUUAAUGAA